AGAUUGUUACAGAAAGUAUUAAAAUGGCAUGUAAUUUUAGCAACAAAAUAACAGACCCUCAGCUAUGUAGUACAUAAAUAUAGCCUUCUUAUGCAAUCCAGACCCUUUAACAUUGUGCAGGAGUAUUUUAUGCUUUUUUUUUUUACUAUUUUUAUUUUUUUAAGUUGUAGCAAAGCAACAAAUGCUGAAAGGGGAAAAAACCAUUCUGCCUCCUGUAGACUCAGUUUUCUUAUGAAUAUUUUAAAUGUUUAUAGAGAAGCAGAGGCACGCAAUUGAAGGGCACAGUGUGUGUGCGAGUUUAUAUAUUUUACCUUUGUGCAUGUUUACAGAGACCGCACAGAGAUCCUUGCCAUACACACAAACAUACAAACACACACACACACACAUAGACAUUUCCAAACUAAAUAUUGGUACAGUGAGAACACAUCCACACUGCUUGUGUCACAGUGGUCGUGCUGUGACUGUGCUAAACGCUCACUGCUGAAUGCUCAGAACUGAUGAAGGUCACAGUGAGAAUAGCCGACAGCCGCCACACUCAUAUCUGCAGUCUGAUUUAGCACAAGGCCAGAGGUUCCUGCUGAGAUCAGAGCCAGGAAUUUACCACCUCCAGCUUAUCCUCGCUGCCGGCUUGGGGUCACUGCAUUACAGAUGGAUACACAGUCCUAGCUUAUUUGAGCCUGACCAGAUGUGGUUGAGAGCGCAGAGGCUGGCCAGAUGUUGCGCUGCACGGGGAGAUAAGUGAGAAGGGAACUGUUGAUGUUGGCCCAUGCUGGAGACUGGGGCUUAGUCGGCGAACUAAAACUCAAGCAGACGGGACGGAGAAUGCAUCCACGCUUCGAUGGCUCGCUCCUCAGCCCCCACCAACAGACAGAGCGGGCGUCUGCUCUAACCAGCGGAAGCAGCGGUGUUUGGGUUGGAAUGUGCCCACUGAUGGAGAGAUGGGAGAAACACAAGGGUGGAGCCGGGGAGCGGCAGGCUCGGGCUCAGCAGAAGCUCUUCACUAUGGAUGUGGAUGAGGAGGAGAACAUGAGUUCCUGCAGCACCGACGUCAAGGAAAACCGCAACCUGGACAACGUCUCCUCCAAGGAGGGGGCAAGCAUGCCCGAGCAGCUCCCCAAUGGCAGUGGAGGAGGCGGGCGCAAGCGCCCCCUGGAGGAGGGCAAUAACGGUCAUGCACACCCCAAGUUCAGGCCCAAGAAACGCAAGAAAACUCCAGGGCCAGUUCUUCCCAAGAACGCUCUCAUGCAGCUGAAUGAGAUCAAGCCGGGCCUGCAGUACAAGCUGCUCUCUCAGACUGGGCCAGUCCACGCGCCAGUCUUUGUCAUGACUGUAGAGGUGAAUGGGCAGCUUUUUGAAGGCUCAGGCCCCACUAAGAAAAAGGCAAAGCUGAACGCAGCUGAGAAAGCACUGCGCUCCUUCGUACAGUUCCCCAACGCUUCAGAGGCACAUCUGGCCAUGGGCCGGACGCUUACCGUCAACACGGACUUCACCUCAGACCAGGCUGACUUCCCCGACAUGCUCUUCAAUGGCUUUGAGACUCCUGCGCCGCCAGAGGACUCUUUUUACCUGGGCUCUAAUUCCAACGGUUCCCUAAACCCACUGGGAGAAUACCCAGUUCCCCCAGUGACUGGUACCAACAGCCUGGCCCAGGCCCCACUGCCUCCUCCUGCCACCUUCAACACAUCGUCCAGCGGAAAGAACCCCGUCAUGAUCCUGAACGAACUGCGGCCGGGCCUCAAGUAUGAGUUUGUGUCGGAGAGUGGCGAAAGCCAUGCUAAAAACUUUGUCAUGUCCGUGACCGUGGACUCACAGACCUUCGAGGGAUCAGGAAGGAAUAAGAAACUGGCCAAGGCACGUGCUGCUCAGGCCGCGCUCUCUGCUCUCUUCAACAUGCAGCUGGACCAGACACCAUCUCGCCAGCCAAUCCCCAGAGAGGGCUUACAGCUACACCUGCCCCAGGUUUUAGCAGAUGCUGUCUCGCGUCUCGUGGUAGACAAGUUCAGCGAGCUCACUGACAACUUCACGUCCCCUCACGCACGGAGGAAAGUGCUGGCUGGGGUUGUCAUGACAACAGGGACUGAUGUGAAGGAGGCCCAGGUGAUCUGUGUCUCCACUGGAACCAAGUGCAUAAACGGCGAGUACAUGAGCGACCGUGGCCUGGCACUUAACGACUGCCACGCUGAAAUCAUCGCCCGCCGCUCCCUUCUCCGCUACCUAUACAUGCAGCUGGAGUACUUCCUCAGUAACAGCAAAGAGGAGCAUGAGAAGUCCAUUUUCACCCGGUGUGAAAAACAUGGCUACCGGCUCAAGGACAACGUUCAGUUUCACCUGUACAUCAGCACGUCGCCGUGUGGAGACGCUCGCAUCUUCUCCCCACACGAGGCGGGCGUCGAAGAUCAGGGAGACAGACACCCGAACAGGAAAGCUCGAGGUCAGCUGAGAACUAAGAUCGAGUCGGGCGAGGGCACCAUCCCAGUGCGCUCCAGCAACACCAUCCAGACAUGGGACGGAGUUCUGCAGGGAGAGAGACUCCUCACUAUGUCGUGCAGUGACAAGAUCGCCAGGUGGAACGUGGUGGGGAUCCAGGGCUCACUGAUGAGCUACUUCACUGAGCCCAUCUACUUCUCGAGCAUCAUCCUGGGCAGCCUGUACCACGCUGAUCAUCUCUCUCGGGCCAUGUACCAGCGCAUUGCAGACAUCGAACACCUGCCCCAGCAAUUCACCCUCAACCGGCCCCUUCUCAGCGGAAUCAGUAACGCAGAAGCACGGCAGCCAGGAAAAGCUCCUAACUUCAGUGUGAACUGGGCAGUGGGUGACCAAGGUUUAGAGGUCAUUAACGCCACCACGGGUAAGGACGACAUGGGCCGGCCUUCUCGCCUCUGCAAGCAUGCUCUCUACAGCCGCUGGGUUCGACUGCACUCGAAGCUCUCGACCACCUUGCGGAUCAAAGUGGCCAAACCGAGCUCGUACCACGAAGCCAAGCAGGCAGCAGUGGAGUAUCACUCCGCCAAGCAGACGCUCAUCAAGGCCUUCCAGAAAGCAGGACUGGGCGCCUGGGUGAAAAAGCCUAUAGAACAGGACCAGUUCUCUCUGAGCUCCUGAAGGGGACGUAAGAGGGACAGAGCAGAGAUCUGAAUGACAUGACUACAACCAGCUGUUGAUACUUCACUUGAUCUGUGUGUGUGUGUGUGUGUGUGUGUGUGUCUGACUGUGUUGAUUUCCAGCCAAUCCACAGCCCUUUAGUCUCACUCACUUUACUCUCAUCACUCAUCCCGUCAUGGACCUGAUUCUCAUUUGUAAUGUAGUCUGUUGUUUUUUAAAAAAGUGGCAGUGUUUGGGGUCGUAACAUCAACAACGAGGGCAGAAUAGGAUACAGUGUUAUAUUUUUCAACUGGAAAAUAAAAUGUUUCUCACUAUAUUCCUGUUAAAUGGGUUAGGAUUGCUUGCAACCCAUUGUGCUCAUGUUUGGUGGCCUCGGAUUGACCACGUAGGUUUAUGCUAAUCAUGUCUCUCGUUAUUCCGACGCCAUUGCUGAAAAGCAUCCCUCUGUUUUUAACCAUCAUCCCUCUCUUUUAUUCUGUUUCUAUUUCUAAAUCAAGACUGUGUCUUUUUACCUUCAUUGUUUUUAAAGGAUCGGUAGUUUCUUUAGUGUUACUUUCCCCAUACGAUAGUUUGAAGUUAGGACUAGUCUGAAUUUAGUGAACAGCAUUUUUUCUGCAAGUCGAAUGGACUUGUGUUCUCCCCUUUAAAACUGACAGGAACUUUUUUAACAUGCUGGAAUCAAACAUUCAAUUAAACAUCCAAAAUGCAGCCAAAGUUCAUCGUUCUCAUUCAUCUUUAUGCUUUUGGUCUCAGUAACAUCUCCAUUGCAUGUUCGUAUCGUGUGCUGUGGCGCGCAUCACUCUGAACAGGUGCCCGGACUUUUUUCCGGGCAAAAUAUAGAAGACUUGAUGAUGAAGCUGCCUUCUUUUGACCAUUUUAGAAGUUUAGGCGUUUAGGUACUUUUACAGAAUGAUGUCUCGUCUUUUUUAAACUGCAUGGAGAACAUUUGCGUGUAAGGAACUAGGUUUUGUAGCUAUUGCAAUGUCGGUCAGUUCAUUUGCAUUGAUCAUUGUAAGAGCAGAUGGUAGAUUAUGAUAACACGCUGCCUCCUGAGUGGGGAAAGGCAGCGUUUCUCAGUCGUGCACGUUUAUUGUCUAAAGCUGUCUCUCUGCAUGGAAAGAGUGGACGGUUUUCAGGGGUGGCUUAGAAACAGCCCUUAUGGUUUUCAAUUGGGGCUUUUUUGUUUGUUUGUUGGUUAAAUAUUUUAGUGCCAGUGGGUUUUUUUGGCACAAAUUGUCCAUAUUGCUGAAUUCUGCUGCAUCCCUGCUACUGAGGUCUGCCUUCUUUAUGCAAGAUUCUUUUCCUGCUGUUUGUAAGCUUGUGCACUCUUUGAUUAAUGACCAACAAACAGCAGCAUGUUCAAAUGAUCCUGAAGUCAUAUUAAUAGGGGCAUGAUUUCUCUACUAAUCUGUUUUUUUUUUAACAGCAGGUUUCUUUCCCAAGUUAAAAAGGAGGCUUGCUGUUCUCAAGGCACAGACAAUGAUUUUCACUUUAUUUUCAAGGCAGCAGCUCCCUUUGAUGAAAGUGAAUAGGAAGGCCAUGGCUUUAUAUUAAAAUAAAUGAAUCAGUGAAUAUAAUUCACAUUAAAUUGCUGUUUUUCACUUCUGGAAUGCAGCAUAGUCACAUGACCUCUGCAGCCCAAACACCACUGGACUUCUGAUUCUCUCUCACAACUGUACAGAGAGAUGGUGUUACAUUUAAGUGUGUGUGUGUGUGUGUGUGUGUGUGUGUCUACACCUGCUGCUGAGCCCAACCGGCACUCUGUCGAGAUGUCAUGGCAACAGGACUUGGAGAUUGCUGUUGAAUCUUCACCAAAGAUGAUGUCUUUUUCUUUUGGUUGUUUUAAGGUGAAAAAAAGUGUAAACUUUAUUUUUUAAAAGCCGUUAUUAAUGCAACGUUCAGUGGGCAUCUUAUAACUGGUCAUCAAGGUUUUGUAUAUUCAUUUACUAAUAUAUUUUUUGUUAGUUUAACUGACUAUAUUUGUGUUUUGCAGUGAUAUGAGAGCAGCUCCUUUCUCUGUGUUUCUGUACCUGUUAGUUUACAACUGUAAAUAUUGUGAACCUCUCUGUUGUUGCCAUGGACACUCUGCAUAUAUUUCUGGUAGUUCUGAACGAGUAUCUCUCCAUCACACGUCUGCAGAAAAAAACAGAAACUUGUAUGGAAGUGGUAGUUUCUAUAACAUUGUUUUCUUUUAAUUAAAGGCAUUGUAAUGAUUUUUGUUUGACAGUGACAUUGUUUAUGUUCUGUUAGUUCAGCUGUCCUGACCCUGUACCUCAUGCACAGAUGUAGAGAGAAUGAACAAGACAGAGAUUCUGUCCUUGGAAAGCUCAAGAGUUGCCAGGUCUGUGUGACAACUAGCCUGAUACCGAAGCUCAAAACACGACCUUCCUGCUAAUAAAGUCCAAAAUCAUGAUUACCACUGAUGAACAACAUUAUCUAUGUGCAGCACACGAUGCAGUGUGUAGUGUUGCUACCUUAUAGUGCCAGUUCAAUCCUGAGCUCAGGUUACUGUCUGUCUGGAUUUUCACAAGUUCUCCCAGUGUCCAUAUCAGUUUCCUCCAGAGUCUCUGGUUUAAUCCCACCUCCCAAACAAAAAUAAAUACCUGCAGGUGGACCAGAGACUCUAAAUUGCCCCUAGGUGUGAAUGUGUGUGUGUGCAUUGUGCCCUGCAGUGGACUGGUGUAUCAUCCAAGCUGUAUUCCCACCUCACACCCCGUGUUCCUGGGAUAGGCUCUGGAUCUAGCGCGACCUUGACCAGGAUAAAGCGCUUACUGAAUGAAUUAAUUAAUAUUGUUCAAGCCAUUUUUAACAUCCAGGUCCUGGGUGGUGUUGUAUUGCUACAUAUAAUGUCCUAAGUACUGACAGCUAUGGGAAUGAGUAAAGCAAUUCACUAAUGCACAAUAAACACAUUCACACGGUGUAAGUAGUCUAUUUUUGUUUCAUAUUCUUAGUUAGUUCUUUACAACACUCCUACAAAAUAAUAAACCUGAAAGCAUCUCAAUUCUGCUGUAAAACCAGAACCACAGGCCUGGCAACCGGUUGUUUUAGCUGUUGUUGUUGUUUUUGUUUUUUUAAUGUACUUCUAUGUUUACCUUAUUUUGUAGCCCAGAGAUGAGAGUAGAGUGAUAUUUUAAUUCAGAUUUUUUUUUAUCUUUUCAAUCAUAAGCCACGCAUCAUGCUUUCAUGCCUUCCGUCUGUAGCGUACUGAUUGUCAAACCUGUACUUCACACACUUCUACUGUUCUCUGUCAACUACCCAAGAUGUCAAUGGAUGAUGUCAUGAAUACAGUCCCAACCAAGGCAGGACUUCCUUUUUUUUUUGUUUUUUUUUGUUUUUUUUUUAAAUUGUUCUGGACCUGGACCGUGUUUCAGUCGAGUCAUGACUCCUGACGUGUGACUCAGUGCUCUGGUUCUGGUCAGCCCUGUUCUGAGAGUGUUGUGAUUAGUUGACUGUACAGUGGGGUACGGUGGUGCUGUACACUGCCUCCUCCUGCGUGUCCUCUGUAAAAUCCAUACACAGGCCACCUGCAUGAGCUCCUCCACUGAAGCUGCACCCAGCAUGAUGACUAUAAAAGGACUUGUAUGUAGAAAAAACAUAGAUCUAUAUAUAAAGGAGAAAAAAAUAAACAAGAUAUUAGUUUACCUUUGUA
This is a messenger RNA of Pangasianodon hypophthalmus (striped catfish), 6751 nucleotides long. It is a transcript of the gene adarb1b, whose product is annotated as adenosine deaminase RNA specific B1b. Gene Ontology annotation, biological process: adenosine to inosine editing; RNA processing. Gene Ontology annotation, cellular component: cytoplasm; nucleolus. The transcript has 11 exons. The record is from RefSeq and is a predicted model, not a curated record. Gene Ontology annotation, molecular function: tRNA-specific adenosine deaminase activity; double-stranded RNA adenosine deaminase activity; double-stranded RNA binding. The coding region runs from base 757 to 3102 and encodes 781 amino acids. Lineage: Eukaryota; Metazoa; Chordata; Actinopteri; Siluriformes; Pangasiidae.